GGCACUGGGGCGUUCUACAGUUGCUCAGUGACACAAAUACGUUCAUGAGGAAAAACCCGGAGGUUCCCUUUUGGUUUCAUACAUCGAGGAUUUUACUGGACACACUUCUUUUGAGUUUGGAUUACUUUGGUCACUGUGAGGCUCCUGGAUAACCUGUGUGGAUAUCUACUGUAUCACAUCGCUGCUCCUGUGGGUGCAGGCACAUGUUUGGUAAUGGGUGUCAGACUGUGAGGAGACUGGGUGCACGAGAAGAGCGACAGAUUGACAAGAGCAAACAAGCAGAUGCACAUAAAACCCAAUGCAGCUUUUGUUUGUGGUGACACACGAACCAACCCAUCAAAUCCUCAUCUCUGUUAAUUACCAAUGUGAUAUUUGAGAUUUAGAUUAAAUGAACUAUAUCUAAACAGCACAAACUAUUCCAUUUACUAGCUCUAGCAGCUGCCGUGGUGUCUCCUGCCAAGCAAGCAACUAGUACAUAAAAUAAUGUAAAUAUUUGUAGCUGACAUUCCAGCUUCAAAGUUUUUUAAGAAGUCGCCUCUCAUGGCCUUUGGGAGCUGAUACUGUGGAGAGCUGCAUGACACAGCUUUAAAGAUUAGUUAGCUUCCAGAUAUAUUCACUGAGAUAUAUUCACACCAUCUGUCCAUCCGUCAAGAGGAGGCGAGAUGUCGAGGCCUCCGUCCUCCCAGACCACCCCUCAGUUCUACAGGGUCAGCGAAAGAGAUCUCUCUGAGGUGGAGCUCCACUCUGUGGACUCUAUCAACGAUCUCCACCGAACACACCCGGAACACAGCCACAAAGUGAUGAGGCCUCCUCGUCCUGCAUACUCCCCCUCCUCCAAUGGGAAUCUCUACACAAGUGACAUGACAGCUGUCAAUCAAAGAGGCCAUCCAGUCAGCGGCAAAUGGCAGAGUCGUCUACAGGACAUGUUGACACCCAGUUCAUCGCGUGCCUAUGCCAUGGGCUGUGCUAUUAUCACCCUGCUUCUGCUAACAGUGUUACUCAUCUUCUACUUUUUGGUCCAGCAGGGCGGCGCAGUCCGGAUGCUGACUGAGGCACUAAAGGAGAAAGAGGCUGCAGCCAGAGAGCUGUCACUGUUGAUCCAAGAAUUGCAGUCCCUGAGACACAACCUGACAGCCCUGAGAGGAGGGACAUAAUAUGCACAGAAACCAAACAUGAAUACACACACACACACACACACACACACAUACACUGGACAUGAGAGUAAAACUGUGUUUUACGCUGGAUUUUUCCUUUAGGGGGAAACACUUGUUAAAAUGCUCCCUAAAUGUGUCUGUGUUCAUGAUUACAUGUAACUGAUGGAACUAUAGAUGUAGUGUGGAGACGGGAGGUUUCUGGAAACAUUUCCUCUCUCACCUGCUCUGCUAACUGUAUGAAAAGCACUUUUGAAUGAACCCAAAUAAUUUUUGUUCUGUGAUGAUGCUGUCAUUGAAGCUGUAUAAGUGGUUGGAUUAAAUGAAUGGAGGUAGUAUAUGUAUAUCAUAACAUUACAUUGUAUAACACACAUUUAAUGUAUUUGAUGAUUCAGCAUUAUUGCUCAAAAAUAAUUGUUAUUUUUGUGACACAAAGUCUAUGUCAAUGAUACACUGUCUUAAACCCUUUAAUGUCUUCACUAAGAAAAUAGCAAUGAAAAAAAGAAUCCUUUUUAUUUCCAUGGGACAAUACUAACAAAAAUCAAUGUUUCAUUUAAAAAAAACAGACCCCACUGAUUUAUUUUUAAAAAAAAUAUAGGCCUCUACUAAAGAGUUUAGAUGGCCCUUCGUGGUAGUAGUAAAACAGAAAGAAAAAAUCUAGGUAUUUACCAUUAUAGUAAUUGAAAAUAUGUGAAAAAUGCUGAAAAAUUCUAUUGAUAUAUAUAUAUUUUUUCAUCAAAUAUAUAAUGGAAUAAUGGUAAAUUCCUGCUGUUACCACAAGUAAAAAUGUAUCCUUUUUAUUUGAUAAAAAUUGUAAAUGUAUUAUAUUAGCAUCUCUACCUUUACUAUGAAGGGACAAGCAUCUUAAAAAAAAACAAAAAAAAAGAACCUUGUUAAAACCCUUGUAUAAAGUUACUUAAAUCUCUUCAGUAAGUCCUCUUAAAUUAUAACUUGUUGAAGAAACACACUUACCUUUGAAAAUUCCACCACUCAGAGCUCUCACGUCUGGAGGGACUUUUUAUUUACUGACUUCUUGUAGGAGGAGAACUGAAAAGGCAUACUUUUUAAAGACACAGCGACAUCUAGUGGACUUUAUUAGCAUAACACAACUAAACCAAUGGUAAAGUUCAGGUUGAGUUAUGUUCAACAAAAUUUCCAUAAGACAUAGUGACCAAACAGUUAAGCAGGAUGUUAAAGGGUUAAAAAUCUCCCAGCUGUUUCUAGUUUGUGCCGACAUUCAGACAUUGUGUAUCCCUGAAAAAUAACACGAUGAACAACACAGUAAAAAUAUGGACUGACAAAAAGUUCAACUGACUUUGAUUUCAAAUACUAAUCACUAAAUGCAGCUUCAAAGACAAUACUGUUUUCCAAUCAUGCAUGUGUUUACUUGUGGAAUGAAUAUGAUUUAG
Epinephelus moara (kelp grouper) is the source of this 2560-nucleotide messenger RNA. RefSeq lists its product as uncharacterized. The coding region runs from base 663 to 1154 and encodes 163 amino acids. Lineage: Eukaryota; Metazoa; Chordata; Actinopteri; Perciformes; Serranidae. The record is from RefSeq and is a predicted model, not a curated record. The transcript has 4 exons.